UACCGGUGAGGCUAGAACCCCGAGCGUGGUCGGUUGGAGCAAAUAUGUCUGUCCGGAGGCACAUUGGGAAUCCUGAGUAUCUGACCAAGAGGAUACCACAAAACCCAAGGUAUCAGCAUGUCAAGUCAAGACUAGACACUGUGAGCAGUUCAGAGUUAAUCACAAGAAAUCAAGAAUUUCGUGGCAUCUCCUGUCUUCACCCAAAUCACCUUCUACUGAGCUCUUCAAAGACUGAUAUCUUCUUCCUGGGUGCCUGAGUGUAUCUUACCAGCUCCCCAGCAUUGCCAGACUGUGCCAUGAAUGGAUUAUGCUUCCGAUGAAAUCCUGACGGCGUUUUGUUCAGUCUCCACCGCAGGGUUCUUGUGUAUUCUCAAGCACCCUCUCUGGGUUUCUGCUCUGUAGCACUGCAGGCUGAUUAACUUUCCAAACCACAGGGCUCUCCCUUUGUUAGUCUCCUACACUCUUUCAUUGCUGGCAUUAUUCUCUCAUUUCAAUCUAUAUGCAAUCUAAUUUCAAAUUUCUUUAGCUUUCUAAAAUUCUGUAGACUAUCUCCAUUCAGUCUUUUCUAGCCUUUUUUUAUUUUUUAGAAAUUCACCUUAGUUUUCUUAUCUCCAUACAAACUAGUCAUUUCCUUUUUUCUUCUUAGUCUUUACUUUUCCUGAAUAUCUGCUAAUAGCCUUGAUCUUAAGCACUCAAACUCAUUAUAGACUAAGUACUCUUCAUUUUUAUUUGGUAUUUAAUUCUGUUUCUUAUGUCAAAGGCAGAAAUGUAUGUGAAAGCCUUUUACAAACCAGAAAGCACUAUGCACUCGUAUAACUUAUUGAGAUUAACAAAGGACCACUGUGCCUCUUUUCAAGCUUUCUGCUCCUUCUGAGCCAAAAGAACUUCUCCGUAGAGGAGGGAAAUAUUGAAGAAAAAUAAAGCAAUGGAAUUGUCUCUUAGCAACUGAGUUCGUGCCUUAUAAAUCUUACCCACUUUAGAUUACUGCUGCUCAAAAUCACUUACUUUUCUUACUGGCUCAGUUCAAAUAAUGUUAUUAAAUUAUAGGAAAACAAAGGAAAAAAUCUAAUGAAUGAGUCACUCAGUUCGUUGAUUGUGCUCUCUUUGCUUAGGACUAUUGAUAUAGUUGAGUUGUGUUUUUCUCUUGAUUCCAGUUGUAAAACUUUUUUAUAUAUCUUUUGUUGCAACUUAAAUUAUAAACUAAGUAGAAGCUAAAUACCAUCUUAUACAUUUCUAGGUUACCUGAGUCCUGAAACAAUAUAGGUCAUUUAAGUAGUAUGUAACAUAUAUGUACUAUAUAUAAAUCAGGUUGGGCAUAGCUUAGAGAAAAUCAGGUAUCCAAAAACUCAAACCAAAUUGGGGUGUGAUUAUUUACAUUAUAAUAUAAUUCAUUAUAAGGAUUCUUCAGCUAGUAGAUCUUCAUAGUAUUUUUCAUUUAGCAAAUAUUUUUGAUUGCCUCCUACACUAGACAAUGGAAAGGAUAAAGAUGUGUGUGUGUGUGUGUGUGUGUGUGUGUGUAAAUAGUUGUUUUGAGCUGUCAGUAUAAUAAGAUAGAUAAGACUUGCGCACAAAUAAGGCAGUACAAUGAUAAAUGCCUUGUGAGUGGUAAGCCGAGUGCUGUAGAAGUUCCGAGGAGGGAAAGGUCACUUCCAGCUGGGUGAGCUAUUAUGAUUACAUGGGCAAGGUGACAUGUUAGAGAACCAAAGACUAACAGAGAGUUUGUCAAGUUUAGUAAUUAAGGCAAGAUUGAAGAGGUAGGUAAGAUGUUGGUGCCUUCACGAGUAGAGCAAGGAGUUUAAACUUGAGUCAGUAAGUGAUGGGGAGCCGCUGACUUUUUUUAAUCAAAGUAUUGUCUAGGAAAAUGUAUCUGGCAGUAAUGUGUAAUUUUAAUUUUAAAAAAUUAGUCUGUUGAUAGUCUUUUAGCUGCCUUACUUUUGUGUAAAACAAAAAUGUGUUUAUAAAUAAGUCAAUUAUAGAAUUGAUUCAUUUGUAUUCUUUUUAAAAGGUAGUCAAAAAACUAUUCUCAGAUGAAAUUAGAUCCAGUAAGAUGAGCUGCUUAGUUAAGAUAUAAGCAGUAUAUGAAGUGGGAUAAAAUACUACUUUUCAUACUUUCUAAACUCAUUUUUAGAGAUUUUUUUGUGUCAGUUAGUCAUUUCUCCAAUUGAAGCAAUGCAGAAAUCCUCCGUAUUCUUUCCACCCCCCUCUACUUGGAUAGAAUGAAUGGCUGUAAUGAAAAGAACUUAUCAAUAGCCCUCUUAGAUUUGUUCUUAAUUUAGCCAAGUAUUUGUACACCUCUGCAAAAGAUUUUGUUUCUCUGCCUUCUCCUUUAGUGGGAAAAAUAAUCAGUAGGAAUGACAACCUACCUCACAGGGUCGUUGUGAGGCUCUGCUGGUAUGAAGAUGAAGUGUUGUGUAAAUACACUGAAAAUGUUGAGAACUGACUGAGAAAUGGAUUUUAGACAUGUUGUUAGUGGAAACUGCUAUAGAUUGGAAAUGCAAUGUUUUAAUAAUAAAGACUAUAUAAUAAGGUUGGCUGUUGUUUUCCAUUCAUAGUAUGCCUCAGGGAAUUUAGAGCAUAAAAUGGUUCCCACCCAAUACUAUAAAGGAAGUAACACUUCCUACAUAUUUACCUCACAGUGAAAUCAUGUUUUUAAAACAGCACAGCCAGAGAAUGAUAUGUUUUUGUGAGCCAUAUUAGAAACCAGGAGGUUGGGAGUACUAAUCUUGACUUAGUUACCAACUUGCUGUGUCACUGGACAAGUCAGUGAUCCUUUUUGUACCUCAGUUUUUUGACGAUUCUGGAAGGAGGCGUAAAGCUUCUCCAGCCAAAAGAAACUGACUGCCACAUCAACAGCCUGGCACUGUAAGGGACUCAGGAACAUAUAACCAGAAGCUCCUACGUAAAAUAGUUUAAGAAUAAGACUGUAGGACGCUGAACAGCGCACCAUUUGCCCUGUCUUCUAACCCCAGUACUGACCAGUCGAGUUCCCGCCCAAGUGCAGAGUUGCAGGGAAGAGGAUGUGAGUCUGGGAAGGAUUCAUGGUUUCCACUGUGGAGAUCUGGUCACAUCUCAGGUCCAUUAUAGCCUGAAGAACCUAGAAAAGAUCAUAUUUUGUUCUAAUCUUGGUCUUUGGUGCUAUUUGGACUUCUUCUGAGAUGUUCUCAGUGUCUGUCUUGAGGACCCUCAGCUUCUGAGCAGCCCUGACUACUGUCAUGUCUCCCUGAGCUUUUGGAAGGAUACAGUCUGGGUCCAGGACUACACUGAGUCGUGCUUUUUGGUUCUGAUUUGGGGACUGUGUCUUCAGACGAAAAAAAAUUUUUAACUCAGUAGAAUUUUAUUCUAUAAUGAAUUCAUGACAAGGACUUAAUAAUAACAAAUGAUAUAAGUUGUUUUUUGAAAAUGUACUUUGGGUUUUAGAGCAAGGAUUUUCUUUCUUUGCUUCUGACCUAAACAUGAAGAAAAGUUCAGAAUAGUGCUUGAAAACAUCAGUUCAUGCUAUUAAUUGGAAGCAUUUCUUUUACCUGAAGUUGUGACUGAAACUGACUAGCUCCUCUCAAGGCUUAAAAGUUAGGAGCGCAAUUUUAGAAAUGAGAAAUUAUUCUGAAUGUUUUGCUAUACCUUUCAGGUGCCAGAUAGAGCUUGCUGUGCUGAAUUGAAUCAAAUUGAAGCAUGCCUAGUAAAAAAUAAUAGCCCCUGGCUUGAGAAGCAGACUUUAGUUCAUUCGGAAACCAGAAGGAUCCUGGCCCAGUUUUAAUGCAUGAAAACUCUCCAAACCACCUUGGCUAGAGCCUAGUGUUGUAGAACCAGGCCAUAAAACAUGAGGGUUGAGGACUCUCCACAGUGGUGGGAAUCUGCUGUUAUUUCUCAGCAAAUCAAAUCCACAGUGAAUACUGGUGUACAGACUGUGUGGUCUAGUUCAGGCUGCAACAUCAGCAUGAAUAGUGGAAGACCAAGUUCAGGAAAGUGAAGGAAACCACAAAGAUUAAGUGAAGAGGAAAGGGUUGCUUGGGUAGGCACAAUGGCACAUUUUAGACAUUCAGAGAUCAUUGCUUCUUUCUCUUCCUCUGCAUAUCUUCCCCACAAAAAGCUUAUGGGGGGAUAAAUGGAAGAGGAAAGGCUUAACUCAGAAAGAAAAAAUAUUACAUGAAGUGAUCAUUCGUACUGCCUGGGGGGACUUAAUGUUUAUUGGGUGUGCACCUCAGCUUAAUGCAUUUGACCAGAACAUUUCCCUGGAUUCCUUACCUUUUAAUAAUGCUGUAUAAUCCAAAAGACUAUUUACUAUGUCUGAUCCAUUUGUCUACUGUAAUUCUGUAAAAGCAGAAUGGGAAGGCUUAGGGAAUACUUGUACUCCAUUCUGUUUUCACAGUGUUACUCAUUUUCUUCCAUGAAAAGCAUAGCUAAAAUCCUGCUUCUCUUUUUAGGUAACAGUAUGACUAAAUACAUUGAGAAGCUAGAAGAGAUCAAAAAAAAUUAUAGAUACAAAAAAGAUGAGCUUUUUAAGAGACUAAAAGUUACAACUUUUGCCCAGCUGGUCAUCCAAGUUGCUUCCCUAUCUGAUCAAACAUUGGAAGUGACAGCUGAGGAGAUUAAAAGGCUAGAAGACAAUGAUUCUGCAACCUCAGACCCUGAUGCUGAAAUCACUGCCAAGACCAACGGGAAAGGGAGCCCUGGGGAGCAGUCGCCAAGCCCCGUCCAGUUCAUAAACAGCGAGGGAGCCGGGGACUCCAGCCGCUCGACCCUUCAGAGCGUCAUCAGUGGCGUUGGGGAACUGGAUCUAGACAAAGGGCUCGUGAAGAAAGUAGAGCCCAGUACCAAAGACAAACCUUAUCCUGACUGCCCCUUCCUGCUGCUAGAUGUGAGAGAUAGAGAUUCUUACCAGCAGUGCCACAUUGUUGGAGCUUACAGUUACCCAAUUGCAACUCUGUCUAGAACAAUGAACCCUUAUUCAAAUGAUAUUCUUGAAUAUAAAAAUGCCCAUGGCAAGAUCAUCAUUCUGUAUGACGACGAUGAGAGGCUGGCCAGCCAGGCAGCUACCACCAUGUGCGAGCGGGGAUUUGAGAACCUCUUCAUGCUUUCCGGAGGUCUAAAAGUCUUAGCUCAGAAAUUCCCAGAAGGACUGAUUACGGGUUCCCUGCCAGCAUCUUGCCAGCAGACCCUUCCGCCUGCUUCUGCCCGGAAACGAUCCGGCCCGAAAGUGCCGCCCCCAGCAGCCGAGAAUAAAUGGAGAUAUACCCCAGAAGACCUAAAGAAGAUAGAAUAUUACCUGGAAGAGGACCAGGGUCCUGCAGACAGUACUAGCCGGCUGAGCCAAGGUAAUGCUUCUGGAAGAGACUCCAAGGUUCCAGGCUCCCGCAGCGGUCAGAACCUGCCUGCCGGGGCCCCUGCCGGCCACCAGAACCCCCGCUCGCUGGGCAGUGGCCACCUGCAAGGCAAACCCUGGAAGUAAAGACUUUGUCUUAGUCAAAUAAAUGUUUUCUCUCCUUUCGGAACCCCUGAGCAGUUCACAAGUUGGUCAUUUUAAGAAGCUGCUGCAGAGGAAAGACCUCAACGUGUGUCAGGCCCUCUUCCCUCUUCCUGUCUCCAGCUCCUCUCCCACAUCCAACCCGGGAAGGAUUUUUACAAAACCCAGAGGCAUGACAGGCUCUAGUGUCCUCCCUGUUGUUUACAGAAUAUUUAAGUCUCUGAAACUGAGUAGGAAAAAAGUCUAAUUUUUUUAGGCUUUCUUUUUGUUUGUUUGUUUUUAAUAAGGUCCAGUUUGUUUUGGUCUAUAUCCUGCGUUGUUUUGUAAAUACUUCAGGCGCAUCUGGUGUGUCCUUCCCAGCCAGUUCUUUUUCACUCACUCUUCUUGGUUUCACGAAGGCUCUCUCGGUAGGCUUUGCAGCCUGAGAAGCUGUCCCCGGGGGUGCAGACGAUUCGUAGCUUUCAGCCCCCACCAGCUGUGGACCCGCUGGCUGAGGAGCUCUUCGCCCAGCACCCGAGGCAGGAUCCGUCUGGAAGCCGGUACCUGUGAGCGUCACUCAGUUAAGAUUUAGUAGUAGCUCUCACAUGUGCUCAGCGCUUCUCCUCCUCACUAGAUGUUUUCCUGGAACCAGCACAGGUGAUGAUGUGUGCUCAGCUGCCUUCACGGGCAAGUCCUGCCCACUGUUCAGGGCUGGGUUGAGAGCCACUGAAGCCCCCUGGAGCCGUCCCUCAUUUGCGGUUGGUUUAUUAGUUGUAAACUCCCAUUACCCAGCUCAGGCCCAUCCAUCUUAGAUGGGUAGAAAUUAUGGCCACUUGAAAACGUUGGCUUUGGUUGGGCCACUGCCCGCACACAAGGUGAGGACAACUCCACAGUCCUUUGUCAGAGCUGACAACCCUUUAAACCCUUGCUUAAAAAUACAGUAUUAGUCUAAUUGAGUAAUUAGUGCAAUUCCCUGCUUACUUCUCAUUCUCAUGACUGAGCUGUGAUUAGGAGGUUUUGAAUAUAGAUUCUUGUUUGGGCCAGAAUUUUGAAUCAGCGUUAAUUGAAUUGCUAGAUGACUGACAUUCAUUCCAUUUAAUUGGGGGAACAAAAGACCUCAGGUAAGGAUGAGGAACUAUGAAAUCAUCAGGCAAAGGAAAAAGAGCCUUGUUAAUUUUUAUGGUCUGUGAUCUGUAGCUGUGAUAAGGGACUAAGGAAUAAAUUGUGCUCUUUGUCAUGGCAACCAGCUUCUGAAAAGCCAGCUGAAAAUUGCCUAUCCUUAGGUGGUUAUUGCUGCUGGGUAAGAUUUGUCUUAACAGGACUAUUUUUCUCACCACCAAAAAAAAAAUGUAUCACAGUAUUUCCAGCAUGGGGGGCUGUGUUUGUAGGAGAAAUAAAGGUAAUAAAUAUCUUAUAGAGACAUAUGGAAAAAUAACUUUCACAUUCAGCCCAGUUCUGUUUUAGUGUGUUUAUUCUUCUCUACUUGAUUUCCAAAGUGCAACAUUUUCCGAUGUUUUAGAAAUCAAACAAACCAGGGACAUUGUUCAGAUGUCAAGCUGUGCCCAAUUUUCCACAAGAUUCAAGAAUCUUGUAUAAAAUUCAGCCAACGUACACAUAGCUUUAAAGAGGAGCCUGUCAUGUUUCCCCAUAAAUUUAUUGCCUGAGAACUAAGUUCAGCCUUUUGCUAAUGCCAAAAUGCUCUGGCUUUUUAUUUUCUUUACAGCAUAGAUUUUUAAAAAUGCAAAUUUUUCCACACUCAACUUUCCCCUAGCAUGGACAAGAUUUUCAGCCAUUUUGGACACAUAUGCAUUUUUAAGAAAAAAAUUUUUUUUUCUCUGUGACAAAGUUCUGGUUAUGCCAUUUUCAAGUCGACUAGUCAGGAGUUUAGAUUUCCCCACUCGAUUCUAUUUUGAAAGUAAAUGGUAGUCCCCCUUUGUUCCUAUUCUGCAUUCUCAUCACCACACAACACUAGAGUGUUAGAAACUACUAUGUAUAUGUGCAAAGUCAGUAUAGCUGAACCUAUUAGAAUUGCAGUGCAUUUAGUUGAGAGAUCUGGCAGGUUGACUAUAUUUAUGUGUGUUUCUCCAUAGCGCUUUGCCUAUUGGUAAGGAUUUUAAAUAACUACUCCUCAAAGACCUGUUCUGGUUCUGCACUUUGUGUGUUAAAUGUCACUUGCAGUUUUUACACGCUCAAGGUAUUGCUUUGAAUGUUCUACUUUACUAGUUUCUUCGUUAGAUUAACUGACAUGUAUUAUCUAAGCGAUCUGUGAUACUCUGUGCAAUUGUGAAAGUUGAAGAUUAAAGUACAUAGUUCUUAA
This is a messenger RNA of Globicephala melas (long-finned pilot whale), 7757 nucleotides long. RefSeq names its product centrosomal protein 41 (gene CEP41). The record is from RefSeq and is a predicted model, not a curated record. Gene Ontology annotation, cellular component: ciliary basal body. Lineage: Eukaryota; Metazoa; Chordata; Mammalia; Artiodactyla; Delphinidae. Gene Ontology annotation, biological process: cilium assembly; protein polyglutamylation.